Messenger RNA from Cylindrotheca closterium, 1992 nucleotides. The record is from the annotation of a GenBank genome assembly. Lineage: Eukaryota; Bacillariophyta; Bacillariophyceae; Bacillariales; Bacillariaceae.
AUGUGGAUGUCAAAAUCUUGGAUCCGAGCGUCGUCGUUCUCCAGCAGCACCAAAUUUGCUCGACUUACCUCAGGUAGUACUUAUUCCAUAGGUCGUGGUGCUGUUGCCAAUAGUAAACAAAGGCACCCCGAUCUCAAACGAUUAUCUAGCAGCUUGGUCACUGCUGCCAAUGAUACUACUGUCACGAUUACAGACAAGCAAGGGAACACACCACUCAAGCGCCAGCAGCCUUCGGCGUCGUCAGUUCGAUGCAUGUCCUCUUCCGAAAUGGUCGACGAACCACGAGAAUCCAUGGCUUUUGAUGUCUUGAUUGUCGGUGGAGGACCGUCGGGAUUGUCGGCCAGCAUUCGUCUCAAACAAUUGAAUCCUGAAUUGAGCGUGUGCGUGAUUGACAAGGGAUCCGAAAUUGGAGCACACAUUUUGUCGGGCAAUGUAUUUGAUCCCAAGGCUCUGCACGAACUCUUGCCCGAUCUAAAGGACAAUUGGACUGAGGAAUUCCAAAGCAGUCAAGGAGCCAAUGCGACGGCCGUCAAAAAAGAUGAAUUCAAAGUAUUGACAGAGACUGGUUCCUAUACCAUUCCCAACAUCUUACUUCCAGGUCAACUUCACAACGACGGAAAUUACAUCUUGUCACUCAGUCAAUUGUGUCGAUGGCUGGCCACCCAAGCCGAAGAAUUGGGCGUCGAAGUCUAUCCCGGGUUUGCCGCCAGCGAAGUACUUUUGGAGGCGGGAGGCGUCAAGGGGAUUGCGACCCGAGAUGUCGGAUUGGCCAAGGAUGGCACCCCCAAGGAAACCUUUGAACGGGGAAUGGAACUCCAUGCCAAACAAACCUUGUUUGCGGAAGGAGCUCGAGGCAGUUGCUCGGAAUUUCUCAUGGAUCAUUUUGAUUUGCGUCAGGACGGCAUCAUGCCACAGACCUUUGGAUUAGGAAUCAAGGAGGUUUGGGAAGUUCCAGAAGAGAAUUUGCAGCCAGGAUUGGUCCAACACACAUUGGGUUGGCCACUCCAGUCAUCACCGACCAGUGAUGUCUUUGGUGGAUCUUUUCUGUAUCACCUGGAACCCAACAUGGUGCUGGUCGGACUUGUCGUCGGUUUGGAUUAUGCCAAUCCUUAUUUGAAUCCCUAUCAAGAAUUUCAACGGUGGAAGACCCACCCGUCCAUUGCACCGCAUUUGGAAGGAGGAACUUGCAUUUCCUAUGGAGCACGGGUCUUGAACGAAGGAGGCUUUCAUGCCAUUCCAAAGUUGACCUUUCCAGGUGGUGCUCUCAUUGGAUGCAGUGCCGGCUUCUUGAAUGCCGUCAAAAUCAAGGGAACGCACACUGCCAUCAAAUCGGGCAUGCUCGCUGCCGAGGCCAUUGUGGAAGAAAUGGGAGAUGGCGACUCGAUUGCCGAAACGGGCGAAUUGCCCGAAGAUCACAUUCCUCAAGAAGUCGCUUCCUAUGCCAGCAAGAUUGAAUCCAGUUGGGUCCAUGACGAAUUGUAUGAAGUACGCAACUGCCAUCAAGCCUUUGCCAAGUGGGGCAUCGGUGCUGGUUUGGCUUAUACAGGUUUGGCGGCUCACCUGCUCAAGGGCAAGGAACCUUGGACCUUGGACCAUACCACUCCUGAUAGCAAGACAACCAAGGAGGCGAAGGACUUUGAACCCAUUGAUUAUCCUUCCCCCGAUGGAAAAUUGACUUUUGAUCUAUUGACUAAUCUUCAACGAAGUGGAACCUACCAUGCUGAAGAUCAACCCGCCCAUUUGCGCAUCAAGCCGGAGCUUGCCGAAUUUGCCGAAUCGAUAUCCAUCAAGGACUUUUCGGGGCCGGAACAGCGCUUUUGCCCCGCCGCGGUUUACGAAUACGUCGAGGAUGCCGAGGAACAGAAAAAGAAAUUGGUAAUAAAUGCCCAGAAUUGCGUCCAUUGCAAGUGUUGCAGCAUUAAGAUGCCAGGAGAAUACAUUGAUUGGACGGUACCGGAAGGCGGUGGUGGCCCACAAUAUCAAGUCAUGUAA